Molecule: messenger RNA, 3583 nt
Organism: Leptopilina boulardi
Lineage: Eukaryota; Metazoa; Arthropoda; Insecta; Hymenoptera; Figitidae
Gene: RpI135
Product: DNA-directed RNA polymerase I subunit RPA2
Exons: 15
Coding region: 100-3477 (1125 amino acids)
Biological process (GO): DNA-templated transcription
Cellular component (GO): RNA polymerase I complex; nucleus
Molecular function (GO): DNA binding; ribonucleoside binding; DNA-directed RNA polymerase activity
Source: RefSeq, a predicted model, not a curated record
UACAUUUGUAGGUUAUGUUGUGAUACUGCUUACUGCACGUGUUGCACUACCAAAUAACAAGCAUGUUAUUAUGAAUUAAUAAAAAUAUAUUAUUUAAAAAUGUCACGAGAACCGAAAUUAACGAAUACUUCUCCUAACUUUUCAAAACCAGCGAAGUCACAAAAUACUGUACUACAAAAUUUAGGGAUUCCACAUAUAGAUUCUUUCAAUUACUUUUUGGAUGAAGGUCUAACAACAGCUGUAAAUGAAAUUUAUCCUAUACAAUUUAGUGUUGGCAGUGGAGAUAAAAUAAAACUUUGGAUUGAAAAUGCACAAAUUAAGGAGCCAUCGAUUCCGGAGGGUACAUUGGGUGUGAGAAAUCGUAAAAUAUUUCCAACAGAAUGUCGACAGAGAGGAUAUACUUACAAGGGAUUAUUGAUGAUAAAAAUGGCAUGGUCAGUGAAUGGAAAAAUUCAACAAUCCAUUGACAAAGAUUUAGGAGAAAUUCCUAUUAUGAUCAAGUCGAAUAAAUGUCACUUGAAAGGAAUGAAUCCUAAACAAUUGAUAAAUCACAAGGAACAUGAAGAUGAAUGGGGUGGUUAUUUUGUUGUAAAAGGACACGAAAAACUUAUAAGAAUGUUACUAAUGACUAGAAGAAAUUAUCCUGUUGCUGUUAAAAGAUCAGGUUGGAAACAACGUGGAAGUUUAUUCAGUGAUCUUGGUAUUUACAUAAGAUGCGUUCGAGAUGAUAAUACAGCAGUGACAAAUGUAUUGCACUACGUCACAGAUGGAACAGUAAAAUUAUCCUUUUCACAUAGAAAAUUUAUGUACUAUAUACCUUUAUUAUUAAUUUUAAAAUGUCUUAUGGAUGUGCCGGAUACUUAUAUUUAUAAUGCUUUAAUUGCUGGUUUUGAAGAUAAUAAACAAUAUCAAGGUUAUAUUGCAAAUAUGAUGCGAGCAGUUAAAGAAGAUGGUUUAAUUACUCAUGAUCAAUGUAAAGCUUAUAUAGGAAAAAUAUGUAGAGUUAAAUUUUAUGAAUUACCACAAGAUUCAAAAGAUUCUGAAUACUGUGAUUUUAUAAUCAAAUACUGUAUUGGAAUUCAUCUCGACGAUCCAGCUGAUAAAUUUCAAUUGCUGAUUUAUAUGACAAAAAAAUUGUUUGCUGCUUGUAAGGAAAAAUGCGUUGUCGAAGGUGUCGAUGCAGUUAUGAUGCAAGAAUGUUUAUUGGGUGGUCAUUUAUAUUUACAAAUUGUUAAAGAAAAAAUUUCUUCUUGGUUGAGUAAUGUGAAAUUUGCCAUUUUAAAACGUGAAAAAGCAAUUAAUAAUUACACUAUACAACCUCAGGAUGUCGUCAAUGCAAUGAAAAAUUCCGGAACCUUGGAAAAUGCUAUGGGAAAUUUUAUGGCAACAGGAAAUAUUCGAACUGACAGCGGUUUGGGUUUAAUGCAAACAUCAGGCUUGACAAUUGUCGCUGAAAAUAUCAAUAGAAUGCGAUAUAUGAGUCAUUUUCGUGCAAUUCACAGAGGUUCUUUUUUUACUGAAAUGAGAACAACAGAACAUCGAAAAUUGCUUCCCGACGCAUGGGGAUUUAUUUGCCCUGUUCACACACCUGAUGGAACACCUUGUGGUCUAUUAAAUCAUUUAACAAUGAAUUGUAUAAUAACAAAACAUCCUGAUAAAAAAUUAAAGGAGGCAAUUCCUGAUUUUUUAUUAGAUCUAGGAAUGUUGCCUUUAUCAAGAGCUGACGAUUGGAAAAAUUCACAUUCUUUUAUGCUUACAAUUAUGUUGGAUGGAAAAAUAAUUGGUUUAAUUGAAGACAAAAUUGUUGGGCGUGUUGUUGAUAAACUUCGUGUUUUGAAAAUUAAUAGUGAAAUUCCAUCAACAACAGAAAUUGUUUUAGUUCCUAAGAAGGAUAUUCCAACGCAAUAUCCAGGUCUUUAUUUAUUCACUGGACCAGCAAGAAUGAUGAGACCAGUUCAAAAUUUAUCGAUGAAAAAAAUUGAAUUAAUUGGAACGUUUGAGCAAGUUUAUUUGGAUAUUUGUAUUAAGCCAGAUGAUACUCCCGAGGGGUUAGCAACUCAUCAGGAAUUAUCGAAAACUUCGUUUUUGAGCAAUUUGGCUUGUUUAAUUCCAAUGCCUGAUAAUAAUCAAAGUCCCAGAAAUAUGUAUCAAUGUCAGAUGGGAAAACAAACGAUGGGUACACCUUGUCACAAUUGGCUUCAACAAUCUGAAACAAAAUUGUACAGAUUACAAACUCCGGCUACUCCAUUAUUCAGACCGAUUCAUCACGAUGACAUUGGAUUAGAUAAUUUUGCCAUGGGUACAAAUGCAAUUGUCGCCGUUAUUUCUUAUUCGGGAUACGAUAUGGAAGACGCUAUGAUAUUAAAUCAAGCUUCUUACGAUAGAGGUUUUGCCCAUGGUAUGAUUUACAAAUCAGAAUUUGUUGAUUUGAAUGAUCCAAAGGACUAUUUUGCUCUUGAUCCAAAAGCAAUAGAUCUACAUGAAGUUUUGGAUUCAGAUGGUCUUCCACCACCUGGAAUGAAGCUUAAAAAAGGAACUGUUUAUUAUUCGUACUGGAAUUCCGAUCAGAACGAAUAUAAGACAGGAAGAUACAAGGGUAAAGAAGAAGUUUAUGUGGAUAAUGUAAAACUUUGUGGUACUUUGAGCAGUCACGUUCCAAGAAGAGCGUGUAUUACUUAUCGAGUUCCGCGUAAUCCGAAAAUUGGAGAUAAAUUUGCGUCACGAGCAGGACAAAAAGGAAUUUGCUCUCAAAUGUGGUCGCAGGAGGAUUUGCCAGUUUCGGAAACGGGAUUAGUUCCUGAUAUUAUUUUCAAUCCUCAUGGAUUUCCCAGUCGUAUGACAAUUGCUAUGAUGAUCGAAUUAAUGGCCGGAAAAUCAGCAUCAAUUCAUGGACUUGUACACGAUGCAACACCAUUUCGUUAUUCAGAAGAAGACACUGCUGGUGAAUAUUUUGGAAAACUUUUAGAAGCAGGUGGUUAUAAUUAUCUUGGAACUGAAAAAAUGUACAGUGGUACUAAUGGUGAAGAAUUAUCAGCAACUAUUUUUAUGGGAGUUGUUCACUAUCAAAGACUUCGACACAUGGUUUCUGAUAAAUGGCAGGUGAGAAGUACUGGACCAAUUGACGGUUUAACUAGACAACCAAUUAAAGGACGAAGAAGAGGUGGAGGCGUGAGAUUUGGAGAAAUGGAACGAGAUGCAUUAAUUUCUCAUUCGAGUCCUUUUCUUCUUCAAGAUCGUCUUCUGCAUUGUUCUGAUGGAGCAGGGAUGUCAAUUUGCAAAAAAUGUGGAACUGUUCUUGGACCGGGAUUGGAGAUGACUGUGAGUAAAGCAGGAAUUGGUGAAAGAAGAAUAAGAUGUAGAAUGUGUGACAAUGAUUAUUCAUCUAAAGAAAUUGACUUUCCAUACAUUUUCCGUUAUCUCAUUAAUGAAUUAGCUGCAAGUCAUUUAAAAGCAGAACUCGAAAUGGAGGAAAAAUAAAUCAAUUUAUAAAUGCGUUGAUAUUGUUAAAAAAAUUUUGAAAACCCGACAUUUUUCUAUAUUUAUGUAUUAUAAUAAUAAAAAAAUAUUUUUAAAAAAACAAGAA